UUGUCUAUUGGUAGAAUUGUUUUGUUUUGAUAUAAACAAACAACUUUCAUUGUUAGAGGCAUUAAUAAUUAAACAUGAAUAGAGAAUAAAGAAGAAUAGUCCAUCAGUAUUUUUGAUAAACAGUAAUUCGAAUACUCUGAAUUUUUUUAUUAGAACGACAAAUUCUGACAAUUAUAUUUUCGGAUAAGACUUCUUACCGGAAAUAUAUGAGAGACUAAAAAUGGGAAAUCAGCUGGUCAGUAUAGCCCCUUCGCAAAUUCUACCAGUCGAAAGAUAUCUCAAUGAUUAUUCCACCCCUGAACUCAAGUUUGUUUAUGAUAAAAGUUUGGGUAGUACAAGGUUCCUGAAAGUUGCCAGAGCUAAUCUAGAAGACCAAGAAGGUUCUAUAGUUGUAAAAGUUUUUGCUAUUCAUGAUCCAUCACUACCGUUAUCAUCACACAAAGAGAGAAUUGAAGUUAUUCGUAAAAAAUUAUCAAGUGCUGUCAACUGCAUUCCAUUUCAGAAAAUUCUAAUCAAUGACAAAGCAGCCUUCAUUAUUCGAGAAUAUGUAAAGUACAGUUUAUAUGACAGAAUAAGUACUCGCCCCUUUCUUUCAAACAUUGAAAAACGUUGGAUUACUUUCCAAAUAUUGUAUGCUCUCCAUCAAUGUCAUAAGAAUGGUGUAUGUCAUGGGGAUAUCAAGUUGGAAAAUAUUGCUGUUACUUCUUGGAAUUGGGUACUGCUUGUUGAUUUUGCUUCCUUCAAACCCACUGUCCUCCCAGAAGAUAAUCCAGCAGAUUAUUCAUAUUUCUUUGAUACCUCUAGAAGAAGGAUUUGUUACAUAGCACCAGAAAGGUUUGCAAAGAAUGUGGUUGAUGAAAACUCAAUACUGAUGAAUGAAGCAUCUGGACAUAGCAAAGAUCUAACACCUGCCAUGGAUAUCUUCUCAGCAGGAUGUGCAUUACUUGAACUAUGGAAUGAACUUGAUGUACCAUUCGAAUAUUCAGAGUUAUUAGCUUAUAGGGCUGGAAAAUACUUUCCAGAUAAAGCUUUAGAGAAAUUAGAGGAUGAAAAUUUGAGAUCAUUAAUUUCCAGCAUGAUUGAAAUAGAUCCAUCCAAAAGACUUUCCGCUGAAAAUUACUUAGCGGCAGAGAGAGGAAAACUAUUUCCUGAAUAUUUCUACACAUUCCUUCAAUCCUAUAUGCUCAUAUUCUCAUCUACUCCUACGUUAACCCCUGAUGAAAAAAUAAUGAGGUUGAAGAAUGAUAUUGGUAAUAUCCUUUCAUUUAUGGGUCCCUCAAAAAUAAGAGAGGAGCAGAUGUCUGACGAUGAGGAAUUGUGGUACAAUGACCAUAAAGAAUACGAAGGAAUGGUUCUCAUCACUUCUCUAGUGACUUCAUGCAUUAGAGGAUUGUAUGAAUGUUCUUCGAAGUUAUACACUUUGGACAUUUUGUUGGAACUUGCAUUACAUGCAAACAACGAGACCAUACUUGACAGGAUAUUACCUUACAUAGUGAUUUUAGCCAAUGAUCCAACUCCUAGAGUGAAAAUAAGUGCCAUGAACACAAUAACGAAAUGUUUAGGAUUCGUUAAAAGGAUAAAACAGGUGGAAGCGAAUAUUUUCACAGAGUUCAUUCUACCAGGAUUGUCCCAUUUAGUGACUGACCCCAAUACUAAUGUGAGGGCUGCUUUUGGCAAAAACCUUCCCAAACUGGCUGAAAUCGCUUUCACCUUUCUUGAGGAAAUCAGGGACGAUAUUUUCUACAAGACUAAUACUAAUGAAGAAGACGAUAAAAGGGAUAAUAGUUUCAACUAUGAACUCGAACUGCAAGCCCUUCAUGAGAAUUUACAGCAUAUUGUCACUACUCUUCUAACUGAUUCGCAGUCUUUAGUUAAGCAGACUUUAUUACAGAGUGAAGUGUCCAAGCUCUGUGUUGUUUUUGGAAAGUCUAAAGCUAAUGAUAUAAUUUUAUCUCACAUGAUUACUUUCCUCAAUGACAAAGAAGAUGUAGAAUUACGAGCUCUCUUCUACGAUUGUAUUGUGGAGGUGGCAGCUUAUAUUGGAUGUUAUUGUUCUGUCAUAUUGACUCCUUUGCUUCUCCAGGGUUUGAAAGACUCCAGUGAACUGGUUACUUACAAGGCUUUGAUCGCAAUGACAAACUUGACCGAAAUUGGGGUGAUGAAUAAAUUUUCAAUUUGUGAAUUGAUCUCUGGAACAGUAUGCUUCUUGGUUCAUCCUUCUUUGAAGAUCAGGCAGGCUGUGGCUGGUUUCGUAUCUAUUUCCGGUGCUGUUAUGCAUGUUUUGGAUGUUCAAAGUAAAAUUAUUCCCAAAGUAGAGGUUUAUCUUAGGUACCCAUUAUUACGUUUAGAUAGAUCUGAACUAAUCGAAGAAGCUUUGGUCAAUCCUAUCUCAAGAGAAAUAUACGAUAGCAUUAUUGCUUAUUCAGAUAUAGAGUUGCUACUCGAUGUCUUAAAAAGGAGAAUGGAACUGAGGAAAGGUUUAAUCACAGUAUCUACCAAUGACUUACAAAUUCCAUCUCUGAAAAAUUUUGUUCGAAGAUUGGAAUCGAUUGGAAUGAACGAGGAUGUCGAAGUGUAUAUAGUAAAAAUGGGACCACAUUUGCAGAAGAUCCACAAACACAAGAGAAACGUCGAUGCUAGAUUGAAUAAAAGAAACGAAGUGAAAAUGGAAUUCAAUUCAAGCGAGUCUUCUGUGAAAGGUCACAUUCAUAAUCUAGCCGAGAAUCAUCAUAAUUUGAAUGUGAGGAAGCUGCAAAGGGCAAAUACUUCUGGGUCCAUAGAUACCAAUGUCAAUUCAGACUGGAACUACAGUUCGGAAAUAUUGAACAAACAAUCAGAGAGUACCAAUUCAGGGGGGCCGCCAUCUAGAGCAACCAAUAGUAGACCAUCUUCUCCACACUUGGAUAGUCAUGGGCAGUUUGGCAACACUGAAGCUUCUUCUAAUAUAAGCCUUCAUGAGAAAUCUUACAUUCAGUGUGGACGAUCCAAAGCAAGGUGUUAUCUCAAUUUAUUAAACGUAAUAGCCAAACAACAAGAGGAUUACACUAAAGCAGUAAGAAGUUUUGAAUGGGCGGAGCAAAACGCUUGGCAGCCUCAAAUACCUCCACCUGAUUGGCGGUUGAAGAGCAGCUUGGUGGCGCACAUGCAUGAACACAAGGGAGCCAUAACUAAACUGGCCACUUUGUCCGAUACUUCAUUGUUUGCAAGUUCCUCGAUGGACGGAUAUGUUAGGUUAUGGGAUUGCGCCAAGGUGGAAAAAAAGAGUAUCGCCAAUAGAUCUGUGCAGCAGUACAAGAUGCAGAAUAGUGUGGGAGUGAUCGGGAUAACAACGUGUGAUGGUGGACAAUCAAUUGCUUCGGCUAACCAAGAUGGAGUUAUAAAUAUUUUGCGGAUCGAUCCAGCAUCAAGCAGAAUGAACCUCCUGCAAUCCAAACGUCUGAUUCUCGAUGAAGAAGGACCACCAAUGGACAUAAACUGUAUAGAUUACGGAUCUCAGAGCACAGUGAUCUACGCUACCUUGCAUGGUUCGAUAGUGGGCUGGGAUCUUCGAUGUCCGGGAAUAUCAUGGCGUUUAGAAAAUAACUACAAAUACGGUUUUAUUACCACGUUCUGCCUGGACAAGCACCAUAACUGGCUAACAGUGGGUACCAGAACCGGCUACCACGUUGUAUGGGAUUUGAGGUUUCAAAUUCCAGUAACCACAAUCGAGCAUCCAAUACAAAACAUUAAAGUCAAGAAAGUCAUCAGUCAUCCUACGAAAUCUUCAUGGAUUAUAUCGAGUGUGCAAGGAAACAAUGAGAUGGACAUGUGGAAUUUAGAAACCGCUGAAAGGGAGAAGGUGCUUUGGGGAAGUUCUUCACCACCACUGACCUAUUCACCAAAGAGUGAAGAACACGUGAAUGCAGUUUGUGCCAUGUACGCUGGUUGUAUAGACGGAUCGCCAUUCCUACUGACAGGCGGUAUAGAUAAGAGAAUACGUUACUGGGAUCUUGCCAACACCGAAAGUUCCUACUUAGCCGUUCCAAGUGCCAACGAUCAAACUAUAUCGCGUUUGGAGUAUUCUAGUAGGCUUGUCGAGGGAUCAGAAGUUACUUUAGAAUCGAUAGAAACUAGGCCUAUAAAACUCAAUGAGGAGAGCCCACCGGAACCACCUGCUAUAGGUCACAAAGAUACUGUUUCCGAUAUCAUUCUUUGCAAGGCCACAAAUGUUUUCGUAGCCUCCGGUUCCAGGGAUGGAGUAAUCAAAGUGUGGAAAUGAGAUCUUUAAUAAAACCUUUAUCAUUAGAAGUAAGAAAUUAUAAUAGAGUUCCUUAAACGGAAUAAAAUAGUGACUGGAAUAAAUUUUUUCGAUAA
Messenger RNA from Harmonia axyridis, 4353 nucleotides. It is a transcript of the gene Vps15, whose product is annotated as phosphoinositide 3-kinase regulatory subunit 4. Gene Ontology annotation, cellular component: phosphatidylinositol 3-kinase complex, class III, type I; late endosome; phosphatidylinositol 3-kinase complex, class III, type II. Bases 221 to 4258 code for a protein of 1345 amino acids. The transcript has 15 exons. The record is from RefSeq and is a predicted model, not a curated record. Gene Ontology annotation, biological process: protein targeting to vacuole; late endosome to vacuole transport; autophagy of peroxisome. Gene Ontology annotation, molecular function: ATP binding; protein serine/threonine kinase activity; protein binding. Lineage: Eukaryota; Metazoa; Arthropoda; Insecta; Coleoptera; Coccinellidae.